Scatophagus argus is the source of this 2567-nucleotide messenger RNA. RefSeq names its product cilia and flagella associated protein 36 (gene cfap36). Gene Ontology annotation, cellular component: axoneme; ciliary base. Bases 262 to 1641 code for a protein of 459 amino acids. The transcript is spliced from 12 exons. The record is from RefSeq and is a predicted model, not a curated record. NCBI's taxonomy places the organism in Eukaryota, Metazoa, Chordata, Actinopteri, Scatophagidae.
AGCAACCGGUUAGGCGUCACCACUCUGGACUGCAAAUUAUUGAGUGCGCUCUCCCACUCGGAGACCGUCCCGUCCCGUGAAGAAGAGGAGAAACAGCAGCACCGUGACGCGCUAUGGGGACUAUUUUAUGAAGGACAAUAAACCAGAUGUCUUUUUCCAUCUGUUUGGGUUGGUGUAACGUCAGUGGAACUGGACGCGCCGACUUGAAGAACAUCGCUGUGCUGUUGCUCCUGUUGUUAACUUUGCCCAGCGGCAGCCAAUAUGGCUGAGGAUGAUUGUGAAUGGGUUUUAGAGAGCAUCGUUGGCUACCUGGGAAGCCCCGAAUGGGUCAUUCCUGUUACGGACUUUAUGGAAAAUAAAUGCACAGUUUUUGAUGAUGAAGAUGAAAAUAAGCUUUCAUACACAGACAUCCAUCUGCAGUAUAAGAAAUUGGUGGAGAAGCUGUUAGACAAUUACAUGCAGGAGGUUGGAAUCAACGAGCAGCAGUUUUUGGAUGCGUGCACCUCUCCUUUUGCCAAGUCCAAAACACUGCAGUCGGUGUUCCAGCCAGUUCUGGCUACAGAUGACUUCCAGAUGUUUCGUUCACUGAUGGUCCAGAAGAACAUGGAGCUGCAGCUUCAAGCCCUCAGGGUCAUUAAGGAAAGGAACGGAGCCCUCCCAGAAUGCCUGACUGAUGGUGUGGACGUGAUGACAGAGUUGCAGCAGCAAGAGAUGAAAAUCCUGCAGGAGGUUCUCAAAAAGUCAAAAGAGGAAUAUGAUGAGGAAAUGUCCAGGAGGAUGCUAUUAGAGGAGGAGGUUGGUUCAACCUCCAGCAGCUGCUCUAAUAAGCCAGUGGCAGAAAGCAGGGAAGCCCAGAAAACCAGCUCUGCUCCCAGCCAACAAAGCAACACUGCCAAGGCCAAAGCUGCGGGGAAUGGAGCCAACAGCAGUGGUAAUGAUCACCGUGCCCCACUAAUGAAUGGAAACAAUACCACGGAAGUUAAUGCGGUCAAUGGCAAAUCUGACAGAAAACAAGAGGACAAGGCAGCUGCCACAGGAGGCAGAGAUGAGAAGAGUGCUAAGAGCAGCUCCACGUCUAAACCGUCACCAGGUUGUGGCAGUAACGGUGUGGAGUCCAGAGUCCUUCCAGCAGUGAGAGCUCCAGUGAAGUCCGGUGAAUCGCCUGUCAGCCUCAGUCCUGACGCUCAGGAGCAGAGCAGCAGCAGCAGCAGCCAGACUGCAGCUGAGACGUGGCUGGAGGAGGCACACAGGGAGGCUGGCUUCUCUCAGCCAUAUACUGAGCUGUCGGCAUCCCAGCAGGAGCAGCUCCAGCAGAGGGCAGCGUAUCUUCGCCAGCAGCGAGAUAAACUGCACGCACUGAAGAAAGAACAGCAGAAAACCAAGCAGACGACCCCACCAGAGGAGGCACCCAUCACCAUCACCACCUCCACCACCACUACCGCCAUGACAACCGCCACCACCACCACCCCGGAGGUAGUGGGGCAGUCCCAGAGGAAUGGGGCCUGUACCCCUCAUCCUCCUCAAGCACAACACUCUGCUAACUCCUCCAACCAGAAGGAGGUAUCUGCUGAGGAAAAGAAGAAGCUUCAGAAGAGAAAACAUCUGGCUGACAAGCUGAAAGAGGAAGUGAUUAAGAAAUAACUUCCCCGUCCAACUGCAAUAUUCUCAUUUAUAUCCUCUAUGUGUUUACUCUGGUAAUCAAACACAUGGCUUCCUUCACACUGCUAGACAGACUGGUAAUUCACUUCACUUUAUACACAGAUCAGCAUUUGUCCAAAGAAACAGAAAAGUAUGAGGUCUUCCUUUACCACAGUUCCUUUGACUGCCGACUACAGAGGAAGAAGGCACAUUUCCUUUUAUAUUUUGGAUGUAUGUGUAUUUGUAUGUGGCACUCAAAUACUGUUAGACAGUUGCAUCUGCCUGAGUGAGGAAGUUCAGAAAACAUCAGGACAAUGUUUCUAUUCUUCUUGAUGGCUUUUAUGUGACUUCUACUUCACAUCAUUUGAGACAUCUGGGGCUACAUCCAAAGCACUACCUAUUUACCACUGGGUGCACUGCUUUUACUUUAAUGAUGGUGUGGAGAGUCCAAGUGCAAAAAUCUCACAACGGAAUUAAAAAUGUAUCCGCAUCACGUACAGGACUUGCUAAAAAUCUAAUGACGCAGUGCUUCACUAUUGAUAGAUGUACAAAUGUUAAUUAUGCAACACUACAUUGGUCAGUAAUGGUGAUUUAUAACUAGUAUACCAUUAGGUAGGGCCCACAGUCUCAACAGACACAGCUGGCCUGGAGUUGUAUCCCAGAGUCAAGGGUUAAUGCUGGGAGACUGGGAGAGUCCUGUGUUGAGGUGAAGGUCACAUUAGCUAGUGCAAGUGCACAGUCUUCUUUAGGGAAGAGUCAGGCAGUACAUCAUAUUCUAGCUGUUAACACUAGCAGCUCACUCUAGUCUGAGUGCUGUGAAAGUUGUCUCAGUGAACACACAGUUCAGAAAUGGGCCAAGAGAACAGCGCGGCGCUUUCUACAAGAAAUUCAGUAUUUCGUGUAUACUGUUUAAUAAAUCACAUUUUAUA